CUCUUGUAUUUCAGUAAGCCAACGGGGUAUGGAUCCAGCAGUAGACGUUUACACCACAAGGGAAUAGUGGAUGAAUGCUGCUUCCAGAGCUGUGACCUGAGGAGGCUGGAAAUGUACUGCGCUCCUAUCAAGCCACCCAAAUCUGCACGCUCUGUACGUGCUCAGCGCCACACUGAUAUGCCAAAAGCACAAAGGGAAGUGCAUUUGAAGAAUUCAAGUCGAGGGAACACAGGAAACAGGAACUACAAAAUGUAAGAAAAUGCCAUCCACAAGGAUGAAGAAUGAAUGUGCCAUCUGCAGGACACUUCACUGUAAAUAAAUUAUUUGUUAAACAUUGGAGGACUUAAAAACUAUAGUUUAUAAGCUUCAUGAAAUCUGAACCAAUGGGCAUUCUCCCAAUAAACAA
Messenger RNA from Chelonoidis abingdonii (Abingdon island giant tortoise), 406 nucleotides. The record is from RefSeq and is a predicted model, not a curated record. NCBI's taxonomy places the organism in Eukaryota, Metazoa, Chordata, Testudines, Testudinidae.